UUUCAAAACAUUUUGUUUGCAGUUAACGUGAAAUGGGGAAAAGAGAAGUUCGAUGGUGUGGAGCUUAACACUGACGAGCCUCCGAUGGUUUUCAAAGCCCAGUUGUUCGCACUGACUGGAGUUCAGCCUGCUAGACAGAAGGUUAUGGUUAAAGGAGGAACUCUGAAGGAUGAUGACUGGGGGAACCUAAAAAUAAAGAAUGGGAUGACCUUAUUAAUGAUGGGUUCCGCAGAUGCGCUUCCGGAAGAGCCGAUUGCUCGACCCAUCUUUGUAGAAGACAUGACAGAGGAGCAGUUGGCUUCAGCUAUGGAAUUACCAUGUGGAUUGACAAACCUUGGCAACACUUGCUACAUGAAUGCUACGGUUCAGUGUAUCCGCUCAGUGCCAGAAGUGAAAGAGGCCCUUAAAAGGUAUGGUGGUGCCUUAAGAGCUUCAGGAGAAAUGGCCUCUGCUCAGUACAUUACUGCAGCUCUUAGAGACUUGUUUGAUUCCAUGGAUAAAACUUCCUCCAGUAUCCCACCUAUCAUUCUCCUGCAGUUUUUACAUAUGGCCUUCCCGCAGUUUGCAGAGAAAGGCGAUCAAGGCCAGUACCUUCAACAGGAUGCCAAUGAGUGCUGGGUGCAGAUGAUGAGGGUACUGCAGCAGAAGCUGGAAGGCAUAGAAGGUGAUACGGUUAUGGAGACAGACUCUGGAGCUACAGCAGCAUCUUCUAAAAAGAAGAGUUUAAUUGAUCAGUUCUUCAGCAUUGAAUUUGAAACAGCCAUGAAAUGUACAGAAGCUGAAGAAGAGGAAGUAACUAAAGGAAAGGAGAAUUUGCUUCAGCUUAGCUGCUUUAUCAAUCAAGAAGUGAAAUAUCUGUUUACAGGACUAAAAUUGCGUCUUCAAGAGGAAAUCACCAAACUCUCUCCAACACUGCAGAGAAACGCACUCUAUAUCAAAUCUUCUAAAAUUAGUCGCUUGCCAGCGUACCUGACUAUUCAGAUGGUUAGAUUUUUUUACAAAGAGAAAGAAUCCGUGAAUGCCAAAGUUCUUAAGGAUGUUAAAUUUCCUCUUAUGCUGGAUGUAUAUGAGCUGUGUACACCAGACCUUCAGGAAAAAAUGGUUUCUUAUCGAUCAAAAUUCAAAGAUCUAGAAGACAAAAAAGUAAAUCAACAGCCAAAGAAUUCUAGUAAAAAUGAUGGUGCACAGAAAGAAGCUAAAUAUGAACCAUUUUCUUUUCCUGAUG
Messenger RNA from Tauraco erythrolophus (red-crested turaco), 1225 nucleotides. NCBI's taxonomy places the organism in Eukaryota, Metazoa, Chordata, Aves, Musophagiformes, Musophagidae. The record is from RefSeq and is a predicted model, not a curated record.